GCUUCUCUCUCGCAUUCACUGCUCUGGUUGUUUUCCGGACUUUCCACAGCUCGCUCGCACAACACUCAUAUCCUCGGGCCGGGUUCUCUCACUUUCGCACUGACUCCAGCUCCUCGUGUGUACGGCCUCGUCAAACCCCUGAGAGCGACUUUCUAAGGAUGGCUUCGUCUGCCCUGCUGCUUCUGCUGCUGGCCCUGGUCAGCGCCGGGACGCUCGUCCAAGUGUUGGGUACAAAUACACUGACUGCUUUGUAUGGAGAGACCAUUGUUAUACCGUGCAACAAUGGAGCUGCGUUACCAGAGGAUCUAAUGUUCAUCAAGUGGAAAUAUGAAAAAGACGAUGGCACUGCUGGCGAUCUGUUGGUCAGACAGUCCCAAAGUGAACCGGGCACAGUUCAGGCCACAGAUGAUUAUGCCCGGCGGGUCAGCAUAGAUGAAAAGAACAACCUGCUCAUCACCGAGGCCACACUUAAAGACGAUAAGACCUUCACCUGCAUGGUUGUGUCAGGCAUCAACAUCCUGGAGUACCCUGUCCCUGUUGUUGUCCACAAGAAACCAUCAUCCGUUCAGAUUCUGGACAAGGCUAAAGUACUUCAGAGGGACAAACCAACAACUGUGGGAACAUGUGUUGCGACAGAUGCGAACCCUGCAGCUAAGAUUACAUGGAGAAAGAAUGGACAGCCAUUAGAAGCUGAUGGGAAAGUCACUGUGAUCACCCCGAACACGAAGCUGGAUCCAGCCACAGGCCUUUCCACCACCUCCUCCAUUCUUCGGUAUGUGGCCACCAAGCAGGAUGUUGGCGCAGUGUUUGCCUGCAUGUCCACACAUGAGAAGACCAAUCAGGAGACGGUCCUGGAACCUAUUCCCAUUCACUAUCCAUCAGAGAAAGUUAGCCUCCUGGUUAUGUCCAAGCGGCCCAUUGUAGAAGGAGAUAAUGUGACGCUGAAGUGUCACGCUGAUGGCAACCCUCCACCCAGCUCCUUCUUCUUCCACAUCAAGGGCAAGAAAAUACAGGUGGAAAAUUCGGACAACUACUCCUUGGCUGCCAUCAACAGAGAGGCUACAGGGGAAUACAAAUGCACCCUGACUGACAAUGAGAAAUUGGAGGCUUCCCAAAGCAUCGUUGUUGGCUUCCUUGACCUGAGUCUGAGUCCAACUGGGAAGGUUGACAAGAGACUAGGGGACGCCUUGUCUGUGAAGUUGGAGAAGAACACCUCAGGGGCUACCGAGGUGUCUUGGACAAAGAAUGGAAAGGCAGUGGAAGAGCCGGAGUUUAGCAAGUUGAGCUAUGCUGACGCAGGAGAGUACAUAUGUAAGGUGUCAAUGAACGGCCUCAUGCGCCGUCAGAGCUUCGAGCUGGUCGUUGAAGGGAAGCCUGUGAUCACCAGUCUGACCAAACACCGGGCUGGUGAUGCCGAACACAAAGUUCUGACCUGCGAGGCUGAGGGAGUACCAGAACCCAGGUUCCAAUGGAGCGUCAAUAACACUAAGGAGGAGAGCUCCUAUAUCAAUGGCAAGGCCACCCAUAAAAUCACUGUGGUCCCAAAGGUGAACCUGACUGUCAGCUGCAGUGUCAGAAAUAGGCUGGGAGAUGACAUCAUGACCAUCAAUGUUUCCUCUGUUUUUAAAGAGGACAGGGAGGAAAAAGGCGCUCAGGAGGAUUCAGACGACCAGUCAAUGGUCAUAGUGGGUAUUGUUGCAGGGCUCCUCAUAGCUGCUGCAGUAGUUGGAUUAAUCUACUGGCUCUACCUGAAGAAUUCAAGGCAAGGAAGCUGGAAAACUGGUGAGAAGGAGUUGGGGACAUCUGAGGAGAGCAAGAAACUAGAGGAAAACAAUCACACUGUUUAAAAGAUGCUCAGUCUGUACUAUGUGGGAUGAAAGAGAAGCAGUUGAAAACAGUCUUGCAACAUCAAGACAGACUCCCAGUUGGUGGCUGAUGUGCUCCAUCAGGCCCCACAUAAGCAGCAACAGUCAGAGUCGUUUUCCACCAAGUCCUGCUCUCAGCCUGCUGUCCCACCUCGCUGUUUGAAGUCUGCAUUGAGGCUGCCUCGUGUUACCGUGUCAUUUUGGUUUUCUUGUGUUGCUGGUGAAUGCUCCAUGUUUUGUUUGAGCAAUUACAUGAGGCUAUGUAGUGGGGUUUCGCCACUUAGUUUUUUCCUCUCCAAAGAAUGUACAUUUCUUUUUAAGGCCUGUAUAACAAAUCAUAAUUCUGUGUGUGUCCUGGCUGAGCAUCCCGAUGAUUGUUUUUGAUUUCUCUUUUUACCUUUCUGUGCGCUGUGUGUGUAAAAGCAUUUGGUUGUGCUGAGAGAAAAAGACACUUCACUGCUGUAUAUCCCCUAAGAAACAGAAACUUUUUAGGACAUGCCAUCUCUCAACCUCCUCACUUAUGUUCACUGGGCUUUAAACACUGGAAAAGUGAUUGUUUGAAUAUUUAGAUAAUGGAUCCCCUGUCAACAAGAGAUGUAGUCAUUUUAAAUAUGGAACUGUAUGUACUAUUUUCCCUCUUCAGUUCUUUUCACUUUUUGUAAGUCAAUAAGUCAUCAGGAAGGUACAACUUUUAUGAACUUUUGUGAUUUAGUUGAACACACUACAUUGCUGUCUUCAGUUUUGCUCCAUUCUGUUCAGGCUGAGACCAUGUUUAUGUUAUUUUCUCAUAUCUCCGUUUUGAUAGAGCUUUACUGGUAACAGGUCUCAAUGUUCUCUGUGGUUAUUUUAUGUUGUUUUUGUUUUUAUUUUCCUUUGUGUGUGUUUUUGGUGUAUUUAUAUUCUGCAUGUAACCUACCUUGAUGGCUGUGCUGCAGCAUGCACAAUAUUUCUUUUUAACGCCUGUGAGGAAGGCAUCAAGUGUUGAAAAGAUACUGAGCGGUAUGAUAAUGUGAGUUAAUAAGGACUUUGUAUCUUUUCUCAUUUUCUGCUGUAAUGUUGUCAUUAUUAUGUUAUUUUAGCUAAGUGGCGUGAAGAAUAACCCAAACUGAAGAGAGCGGCUGCAAAAGGCAGAUUAGAAAAAAAUCAUGGCUCCCUGGUUUGGCAUCAUUCUGCUCUUGUUCAUCACACAAGGCAGCGACCGGAAAAAUUGUUGACAACAUUGUUUGACAGGAAUCAUAAAUCUUGUUAAUAUUUCAAGAAUUUACUUUUUACACAACCUUUGAGUUUGUAACAUGUAAAUUUGUUGGAUGCAUUUGAAUGAUUAACUCAUAUUCUUCUUGAAAAUACCAGUAGGUUAAGCCUAUUGCCAAUAAUGAGCUAAAAUGUGAACUCCAUUAGUGCGAUGACCAAUGAAGCACACUUUCCUGACCAGCAUCUUCAAAAGGAGAACCGUUUGGAUUAAGAGGUUGUUGCUAAACUGCAUGACAUGAAAGCAGUGGAUCAUUUUUAAGCACCUAUUCAAUCUUUAUUUAGUUCCUUAUAAAAUAAUCAGGUCAGCAGUGAAACCAAAGAGGGUACAAUGAGAAGGCCAUAGCAGAGAUGUAAAUACACCCUUUUGUUUUUUGUACUGUUGUUGACAAUAAAGUGUACAUUUUGAAAAAAAAAAAUCAUCCAGGGCAUUGUGUGGAUUAAAAGCUCCCGUUCACCAUC
Messenger RNA from Pleuronectes platessa (European plaice), 3575 nucleotides. RefSeq names its product activated leukocyte cell adhesion molecule a (gene alcama). NCBI's taxonomy places the organism in Eukaryota, Metazoa, Chordata, Actinopteri, Pleuronectiformes, Pleuronectidae. The transcript is spliced from 16 exons. Bases 159 to 1847 code for a protein of 562 amino acids. Gene Ontology annotation, cellular component: plasma membrane. The record is from RefSeq and is a predicted model, not a curated record. Gene Ontology annotation, biological process: cell adhesion.